Molecule: messenger RNA, 5765 nt
Organism: Triplophysa rosa
Lineage: Eukaryota; Metazoa; Chordata; Actinopteri; Cypriniformes; Nemacheilidae
Gene: anks1ab
Product: ankyrin repeat and sterile alpha motif domain containing 1Ab
Exons: 12
Coding region: 1249-2835 (528 amino acids)
Cellular component (GO): cytosol
Molecular function (GO): protein binding
Source: RefSeq, a predicted model, not a curated record
GUGCGUGUGUGUGUGUGUGUGUGUGUGUGUUUGAGACAGAAAGAGAGGCAGAGAGACAGGAGGGAGGGGGAUUUAGGAAAGGAACGGAGCGUAUAUGCCGUGCAGCGGCUCUCAGCGUCAGACAGCAUAUGGCAGCGCUGCAGAUCUUAUAGAGAUUCUGUCAAUGAGAAUCAGAGCAAUCCAAGAGGAAAGAGAGAGAGAGACGGUGAAUGCGAUGUGCGAGGCGCUAGUGUGAAGGCGACGUGAUGGCUUUCUGGAGGAGCUGUAUGUCAUCUGGAUGUUGUGCUUUGUGAGCUGCCGCUGUGACUGUGCGUUCCUGGAUCAGGGAUGCAGCAAACCUUGCCCCCGAGCGCAAGACCCUUAGGAACGUCUGCUAGAAGAACGGAGAGACCGGAGCCGGGCGCUGGAGCCAUCAACAGGGCUUUCUCACGGGGUUAUGCGUUCUGCGUCGUCGGAGCUCCUGCUGGAUCCGGGCUCGGCUUCUCCUCGCUUUGAUGGCGCGCUCCAUUCUGGUAUGCUAGCGCGUGAGGUCGGGAGGACCGGCGGUUUGUGGAUUACCGUGACCGGAGCGCUGCCUAAUCGGGGGACACGGGACCCUUAGGAACCGGAGCGGUGGGUUGGGCUGCGAAGGGAUUUCUUGCUUUAUUUCCGUUGGAUGAAGGCUUAGCUUCGUCUCGCUUCCAUGGUUCUCUCUGUUCUGGUAUGUUAACCCGGCGAGGUGCUUCUGAGCUUGGAAAGAGCAGCCGUGGAUGGAUUAGCGGGACACUCUCUGACACGCUCAACAUCUGGGCAGGAAGACGAGAUGGGGUCCGGUCGGGUUUGAGGGUCUCUCGUAGUGAACUCAUUGUUGUGCUUCUUUUCCAGGAUAGCAGAUUUUCUUGUAUUAGGCCUCACGUUGUGACAGUGAGCGUGUAGAGUAAUGCGGGGAGCGCUUCCUUGCGACCUUCUCGUAGCAUCUCAGAAUUCUGUCUUCAAGCCAAAAGCUUCUGUUGAACAGCUGUGCGGCCGUGCAUCAAAUACACGAAAGUUGACGUUGCCGCCUCGUGUUGAACCGUCUCCCGUACUUGACUCCGUUCUUUAAAGGUCUACCUCCACACCGGCGUUCAGCCUGACCCUCGCCUCGUCCCGUCGCUUGUUUGGUGUGUUUCUCUGUGGUGGGGGCCGUGCUGCGAGCGAAGGCCUGUGGUGUGAGCCUGGACACUGCCUUGCUGCUGUUGUUGCUGCUGUCCUCAGCUCUGCUGGCCGAAGAUGAUGUGGCAAUGCCACAUCUCGGCCUCCGAGUGCCGCUGCUAUCGGCUGAACGGUUUCUCGCUGCUGAAGCGCCCUCCUCUGUCGACAGAUGCAGCGGGGAGCCGCGUGCUGGAGCAGUCGGUGGGGGAGUGGCUGGAACACGUGGGCUUCCCUCAGUACGAGAGCAGACUGGUGCUCAACGGCUUCGAUGACCUGCGCUUCAUGGGGAGUAACGUAAUGGAAGAUGAAGAUCUUCGUGAACUUGGCAUCACAGAUCCAGGUCACCGGAAGAAAAUCCUUCAUGCGGCUAAAAGCUUUCCAAAGGUGAAAGCGCUGGGAUGUGAUGGCAGCACGUCUCUGUCUUCAUGGUUGGAAACUCUGGGUCUUGGAGAAUAUCUGCACAACUUUUUGUCCAGCGGUUACAGAACUCUGGACUGUGUGAAGAACCUGUGGGAACUUGAAAUCGUCAAUGUGUUAAAAAUCGGUCUGCUGGGUCACAGAAAAAGAAUCAUCGCCUCAAUAGCGGAGCGUCCGUAUGAAGAAGCCCCUUCAAAGUCCAACCGCUUUUCCCAGCUCAAGAUUCAGGAUCUGUUGUCUCAGAACACAUCAUCACUGGGUUUACUAGACUCGUACACCAGCCGAUCGAUGGACAUGCUGCUUCCUCUGGGUGAGUCGGGCCGAAAGAGUCGAGCGCUGGAUCAGGACGGCACCAUCUCACUCCGCUCAUUCGGUGAAAGAUCACGAUCACACGAUCGGCAUGCAGAUCGUCAGUCUCGCUUCAGUCUCCGUCCGUCCAGUCAAUCCGCCACAUACACCACUGUGUCCACCUGGCACCAUCAUCCUGACAAACUCAUCACAGAGUCGUGUGUCUAUGAGGCCCGAUAUUUGGGCUCUGUGAUCAUUCGAGAUCUCCGAGGGAUCGAGUCUACGCAGGAGGCGUGUACUAGAAUACGGAAAUCUAAAGAUCACCGGAAAGGUCCCGUCAUCGUUCUGCACAUCACAUACAGAGGAGUCAAGUUUGUUGAUGCCGCCACCAAGGCUAAAGUGGCCGAGCACGAGAUCCAGAACAUCUCGUGUGCCGCACAGGAUCCUGAUGACCUCUGCACAUUCGCCUACAUCACAAAAGAUCUGAAGUCUAGUCAUCACUUCUGUCAUGUCUUCACUACAGUAGAAGUGACGCAGACGUAUGAGAUCAUUCUGACUCUGGGACAGGCUUUCGAGGUGGCCUAUCAGAUGGCUUUACAGGCGCAGAAGUCCCGGCGGCACAGUUCCUAUGCAGGUCCAGUCACAGAAAAUCUAGAAGCCAAGAGCAGUCGACCCACGUCUCAAUCCCGUAGCAGCACACGCCGCGCGCCAGGUGCACCUGUGCUUGAAUCCCGUUGCUGUUACUGUCACACGUGCUCCGCCCACCGCCCCUCCUACCUCCCGCUGCCCUCCCUCAGCCCUGGAGUUCAGUCUUACUCUCCGCUCCUCCUCCAGCGUCACAUGGAUCUUCUGGAGCCCGAAAUGGACCUGCAGUCGUCGGGCAGCACCAGUUGGCUCUUCGAACCCCGAGACUCCUCCAGACCCUCGAGUAGCACCAAGUACGAGACCACCAUAUUCUGAUCCGAUCCCGCCUGCCGUCCCGAAUCAACCCUGCGUCCCGUGAACUCUAGUGCCCCGUGCCUUCUCACUGUGAUGUGUAGCCUCCCUCAGGGCAAGACUACUCUCCCGUCCCCGCUCCUGCCUGCGUUUCCCUCUCAGAGAACCCCAAAUCUGCACCUUCCCUUUCCGUCUAACCCACCGACGAGCGGCGUAUAAUCAGCCUUCUCUAACUCUUCCAUCACCAUCAGAAUCGCCUCAGAAAGCUUCCCUGUUUUCUACAUCAUUACGGUCCGCUUCCUCGUGUCAUAACCGCCGAACUCCUGCCGGGUCGCUGGAACACUUGUAGCAUUUCUUCGUGUAGACGGACGUGUCAACAGAACUUUCUUAGAAACGAGUCGAUCCCCAAACUGCAGCAGCAAUACCAACACGGUUUCUCAUGUUUACAUGCGUUCAUCAUCACGAAUGCGACGAACCCUGUAGCACUAGAUCACUUUUCUCCCAUCGCUGGAUCAUUCCCCCUGCCGUCCUUCUCUUUUCCAGAAGAUCAUGUCAGUUUACAUCCAGUGCUUCCUUCUGUCUUAGCACGCGUUUGCAGAUCUGAGGAUGAGAGACUGGUGCCCGUUUACAUUUGCAUUUGAAAUGUGUGGUGUUUUUUAGAAUUAAGCCCCGACAGAACAUUGUAUUCCCUUUCUGAUGUCUCUCUUAUGGGAAGAGAUUGAUUACGAUGAUCAAAAAACUUCUAGAUUUGUAACUGUGGCAUCACGUAGUAAAUGUGUUUUCAUGUAAUCUUUUCUUCUUUGCUUCACUCCACACUGCAGGAGAUUGAAACUAAAUAUUUUGGUAAACAAAAAUACGAUGUGGUCAUUUUUUAUUUAGCCUAACUGUGAAACGAGAAUAUGAUGAGGUGAAUACACCAGCACUGAAGCUGGAGAACAGCUGUAUGUUUCUUGUGAAAUGUAUCGGACGUUUAUGAAACUUGAUUUACUCACAAAUGUUGGUUCAGUGGAUGAGAUGAUAUUUGCUGUUUUGUUUUGAUGUUCGUCUCGUCUCGUCUCAAAGGGCACGUACACUAUGCAGAUCAAUGUGGUCGUCUCACACAAGUCACAACCGCAUUCUCCAACCAAAUUCAGUCCUGAAGAAUCCGGUCGGUGUUUUUUACAUGAAAUCUGCUAAAGACAAGUACACGUUCUGACCUGUUCGUCUCCAGCCAAGUUACUCCCAAAUUCAGGAGGCACUUCUGUCAAACAGACCGAAUGAAUGUCCUUCGAUUGUGAUGCGGUUGUCACUCUUAAAUGGUGUCCGUUUUGUUCUUGUUGUGGACAGAAUCGUACGCUUUGCUGAUUUGCUUUGUGACUGUGUUGCACAUCUUCAUUCAUUCUCCACUCAUUCAUUACUAUUGUUUGUCAUUGUUUUGUAUUAUUUCUAACCAAAUUAUCCAAAGAGGAUCGAAAUCCAUUUCACUCGCACCGUCACAUGUUGUAAUGUGAUUUUGAUGUGUAUUCUUUCACGUUGUUAUAUUUGGUAUGUUAUUGGCAUUGUCCUGUCUUGGCUCAGACAGAAUUCCAAUAUAUUUCUCCUUGUGUAGCUGACACCACCUUUCAAGUUUCCGGACACCAAGGUGUGAAUGGAAGGCCAAUCAGGUGAAACAUUGUGUGUGAAUCCAAAUGGGAUAGAAAUUGAGUGAGUAUGAGAGAGAGAGAGAGCGAGCGAGCGAGCUAAAAUUAGCACUUAACUGCCGUAUGAGAGCAACUGUCCAGAAUACCUGUUACUUAAAGAAAAAACCCUAAUGGUACUCAACUGAAGGUGAAUUUGAGUUCAUCACACGAUGAAAUGUCCGGCUUAUUAUUCCGUAACCACCGUAAACAUAUAUAUAUAUAUAUUGCAUGAAAAGAGCCUCUUUUGUUGGACAUUUAGAUAGGUUUGUGGCAGAAUCGUGGGAGAAGUGCAUUCUUACUACUGCAAUACAGGAUAAGAUUUGUUUUUAUGCAUUGUGGUCGUAAUAAUUUGGAGUGAAAAUGUUGGCUCGGACAUUUCUUGACCAUUUUGUGAGAUUCCACAGUUUUUAUCUUUAAAUGAGAAAAAAGUAAUUUUUACGUCACUGCUGUCCAAAGACAAAAAAAGAAAGUUGAACUCUGUACUGAGCACUGUGUGAACAUUUGUGUUCAAUGUUUUCUCUUGAACUGUGGUUUAUUUUCUUCAUUGAGGACUUUGUGAGCGAGCGUCAGAAAACACAGCAGACACGAACAAGAUCUGUUGAGCUCUGUGUACAUUUGAAAACUGCUUGAUGAAGAAGUGUGACGUGUCAGAACUUUGCUCCAAAUGAGAGUCUGUGAUGGAAACACGUUUAGGAAAGAAUGCUCUAUUUAAAAUCAACAACAAAAGACUUUCUAUUGUGCAACCAGUGGCUGAUGCAAUGAUAUUUACUGUGAAAUAGCAAAGAUGUAGCAGAUUUAGGCUAUACAUUUGCAAUAUGAAGCGAGGAGCCCGAUUUAAUGUCACUUUAUGUUCACGCAUCACAAAGACUCGCUGUCUUGAGCGUCCCUCUUUUCUUUCAUUUGAUGUGAAUCUGGGAACAUAUGCUGCAGUGAAACCGUCUGAUUUACAGAAAACACAAAACCCCUCAGGCCACAGUUCUCCUCACCUUCUGCUCUGAAUUCACUUGAACAACUAUUAGUUUGAGCAAACAUCGAUUGAUGACAUUAGCAGUAUCAUCUCUUUGGCAUGAUGAUGUCAGAAAUCCAUUAGGAUCAGGGCUGAACGCUUGCACUUGAACACAGGUUUAAACACCACUGUUGGCCUAUGUUGAAGGUGAAUUAUGAUUAAAAGAUGUCGAUUCCAUGUACUUUCAUUCUGAAUGUUCAUACUGUUCCGUAUGUUCAUUGCAACUAUUUAAGAAACAAUCAUUUUACGGUCUCAAUGCCAUUGAACUAAUAAACUAAAUUUGAAUUUUU